AUGUUCAAACUAGAGUGUCAGAUUGAGAAACAAAUUGUCAAGGUACCAGUAAUAUCUUUGAUGAAGUUAAAAAAAAAGACAGAUUACUUAGAAAAGGGUUUUGACAAAAUAAAAGAGGACUACCUGAGAUUAGAUACUGGUAGAUGUAGAAUAGCUGAAGAUCUCAUCAAAGAAGAAAGAGAAAAUAAUGACAUGAAAACGAAACUUACCGACAUUCAAUGUCGAGCCAUGAAUUACAACCUGAUUUUCACAGGGUUUCCGGAACAUAGAGACGAAAAUAUAGAAGACAAACUACGACGUUUCCUAUACCAUGAGAUGAAAAUUGAUCAGCGUAUUGAAUUCAACAACGUGCAUCGUUUUGGGAGGAGAUCGGAAAAUGGUAAAAGACCCAUUGUUGCGAAGUUUGUAUAUUUCUCUGACUUAGAAAUGGUGAAGAAAGCAGGAAAACACUUGAAAGGAUCGGAUUACGGUGUCAAUGAACAAUUUCCACCCGAAAUAGAACAGAGACGGAGACGUUUAUAUCCGAUUAUGAAAGAGGAGAGAAGAAAAAAAGCAAAGGUUGUGCUUAACCGAGAUAAGUUAUACGUUAAUAAUGAACUAGUAAAUCCAGAUGUAUACGAGUCGGAGAGUACGCAUGUAGAUCCUCGUCAAUCAACUUCAAGGCCACAAAAACGCCCAAGGGUACAUUCUACACCAGAGAGAGAAGACACGCCUGAUCACAGAUAG
This is a messenger RNA of Mytilus trossulus (common blue mussel), 726 nucleotides long. RefSeq lists its product as uncharacterized. The transcript has a single exon. Lineage: Eukaryota; Metazoa; Mollusca; Bivalvia; Mytilida; Mytilidae. The record is from RefSeq and is a predicted model, not a curated record. Bases 1 to 726 code for a protein of 241 amino acids.